ACAGAAUAGAAAACAAUGCUGUGCUGCAACCGCGAGUCUGCGCACGAGCAUGAAAACGUAUUUGUUGUAAUCUCAGCUUGUGCGAUGUCCGAAAUUGUGAAGGUUGAAGUGGAACAAGAAGACGAAAUAAAUACAGGUGUUGAUGCAACGGUUUUACUUAACAAUGAGGUCUUUGCAACAAUAAACAGUGAACAUAAUGAGAUUACAAUCAGUGACUAUUAUUCUAAUCCUGUCACAUGUGAUGGGCAAGAUCAAAAUGAAAUGCAGCAGACGAAUACUGUAGGUUCCCCGCAACCUAAGCAACCACAAAUUUCGGAAAAUUUUAAAUGUGAUCAGUGUGAUUAUGCAACCAAUAACAAGUACCACUUCGACGCACACUUGUUAACACAUAAUUCUUCCAAGAGGUUUAGUUGUGUCCAAUGUAGUUACAAGACCAAUUACAAAUCCCAUUUGAAAAAUCAUCUAUUGAGACACAAGACUACCAAAGAUUUAGUAUGUGCUGAAUGUGAUUAUGCAACAAAUAUUAAAAAUAAUUUAAGAAAACACCUGCUAGUACACGAGACCAUUAAAGAUUUAAAAUGUUCCCAGUGUGAUUACGAAACUAGUAACAAAUUAAGUCUCAAACAACAUCUCGUGCUAAGACAUACGUCCAAGAGUUUAAAAUGUGCUCAUUGUAAUUACGCAGCUAAUUAUAAAUGGCAAUUGAAGCGUCAUCUGUUAGGAUACAAGACAUCUAAAAAUUGUAAGUGUGACUAUGCAAUUAAAUCUCAAUCGAACGAACAGAAGACUGCCAACAAUUUUAAAUGUGCACACUGUGAUUACUCAAGCAAGUACAAGUCCAAUUUGCAAAGACACCUGUUAAUACACAAGACUGACAAGGAUUUCAAAUGCACACAAUGCGAUUAUGCAACCAAUUACAAAUUCUGUUUUAAAUCUCAUUUGUUAACGCACAAGACAGCCAAGGUGUUAUUUAAGUGUUCCCAUUGUGACUACACGACUCAUAAUAGUGUAUAUUUUAAAGGACAUAUGUUGACACACAAGAAGACUUUCAAGAUUUUAAAAUGUGAUCACUGUGAUUACGCAACUAUUUAUAAAUCGCAUUUCACAAAUCACCUUUUCACGCAUAAGACGUCGAAGGAUUUAAAAUGUGUAAUGUGCCAUUACAAAACGAAUUAUAAAUCCAGUUUGAAACGACAUAUGCGAAGGCACCUUAUUGUAUAAUAGCGUUUUCGAUUGGCAAAACUCGUACUGCACAAGUGUUGCUCGAGAAACUGAAGAAAUCCAUAUGAAAAUUGCUCUCAAUGGAACAUAAAUAUUCGUAAAUAUUUGUUGUCAUU
This is a messenger RNA of Photinus pyralis (common eastern firefly), 1337 nucleotides long. RefSeq names its product zinc finger Y-chromosomal protein 2-like. The record is from RefSeq and is a predicted model, not a curated record. Gene Ontology annotation, molecular function: DNA-binding transcription factor activity, RNA polymerase II-specific; RNA polymerase II transcription regulatory region sequence-specific DNA binding. The transcript has a single exon. Gene Ontology annotation, biological process: regulation of transcription by RNA polymerase II. Gene Ontology annotation, cellular component: nucleus. The coding region runs from base 16 to 1221 and encodes 401 amino acids. Lineage: Eukaryota; Metazoa; Arthropoda; Insecta; Coleoptera; Lampyridae.